ACGCGGUGAAUGGAUUUGGAGAAAUUCGUGUCAGUUUCUUCCGUGUUGUUAGACGCGCGAUUCCGGGUGUGACAGUCACCUGACAGCAUUUCCACAGUGUCAGUCCGCCCGUGCACAGUGUAUUAACAGAAAAACAAUUAUCAAAAGCAUAAUAAUGGCCACAAAUCCACCGAAAAUCAAGGCGCUGUUGAGUGGAAAUGAAAGGUUGCAGAAAUUGAAAGCCGCUUUUCAUGACAAAUAUGGUCAAAUGCCGCUUUUCUACGCUUGUGCUCCGGGGAGGGUGAAUUUGAUUGGUGAGCAUAUUGAUUACUGUGGUUAUGCUGUCCUGCCGAUGGCGAUAGAGCAGAAUAUUCUCGCUGCAGUUUCUGUCUCUGACACUAAAACCAUCAAGCUGACGAACACUGACCCCAAAUACAAAGAUUUCGCUGUGUCUGCUGAUGGCAUCUCCAUUGACAGAGAGAAUCCUCAGUGGCAUUAUUACUUCCUAUGUGGAGUGAAAGGACUCCAGGAGCAUCUGAGCUUGUCUUCAUUGGCAGGGAUGUGUUGUGUGGUGGACGGGACGAUCCCGGCAAGUUCAGGCCUGUCCAGCUCCAGUGCGCUGGUGUGCUGCGCCGGUCUGCUCACUAUGGAGGCCAAUCACAAAUCUCUUUCUAAGGUCACACUUGCAGAAAUGUGUGCCAAAUGUGAGCGUUAUAUUGGCACUGAGGGCGGAGGGAUGGAUCAGUCCAUUUCUUUUUUAGCAGAAGAGGGAACGGCAAAGCUAAUCGAGUUUAACCCACUGCGAGCCACAGACGUGAAGCUGCCUGACGGCGCAGUGUUUGUAAUUGCCAACUGCUGUGUGGAGAUGAACAAGGCAGCGUCGUCUCACUUCAACAUGAGGGUGGUGGAGUGUCGCAUCGCCACAAAGAUGCUGGCGAAGGCACGCGGGCUGGACUGGAGACGUCUGCUGAAGCUGGGGGAUCUGCAGAAGGAGCUGCGGGUGAGUCUGGAGAAGAUGCUGGAGCUGCUGGAGGAACUGCUGCACCCCGAGCCCUACAGCAGAGAGGAGAUCUGCAGGAGUCUGGGCAUCACUGAUCAACAGCUGGGGGAAGACAUACUCAGUGCCAACACACAGCACGCGACUCAUUUUAAGCUGUACCAGCGUGCCAGACACGUGUACGGCGAGGCUGCGCGUGUGCUGCAAUUUAAGGCCGUGUGCGAUUCCUCUCCUCCCAGCUCCAUCGCUCAGCUGGGAGAUCUGAUGAAGCAGAGCCACGCCAGCUGUAGAGACCUGUACGAGUGCAGCUGCCUGGAGCUGGACCAGCUGGUGGACAUAUGUCUGCAGGCGGGCGCCGUGGGCUCCAGGCUAACCGGAGCAGGAUGGGGAGGCUGCACCGUUUCCAUGGUUCCUGGAGAAAGGAUGGAUUCGUUUCUCAAGACCGUGCGGGAACGUUAUUACGUGCCUGACGCCCGUCGAAGCGCUCUGGAAAAGCAGAGUUUAUUUGUGACUAGGCCAGGUGGAGGGGCCGCAAUUUACAUAAUGGAUUGAAAAACUCUCUCGUUUUAGCAACACAAUCAACCCCUCGGCCUGUGAAGCUGAAGAAGAUUCAUAUAAUGGCUGAUCUGAUGAAAGAAAAACAGACUGUAUAAAGUCUGAAUGGGCAUUUUUACUCAAUAAAAUGAAUAAAUCUCUAAUCAUUUAA
Danio aesculapii is the source of this 1682-nucleotide messenger RNA. RefSeq names its product galactokinase 2 (gene galk2). The record is from RefSeq and is a predicted model, not a curated record. The transcript is spliced from 10 exons. Gene Ontology annotation, biological process: carbohydrate phosphorylation; galactose metabolic process. Bases 155 to 1528 code for a protein of 457 amino acids. Gene Ontology annotation, molecular function: galactokinase activity; ATP binding. Gene Ontology annotation, cellular component: cytosol; cytoplasm. Lineage: Eukaryota; Metazoa; Chordata; Actinopteri; Cypriniformes; Danionidae.